AUGCUGGACUUGCCAAGUUCGCUUCGAUUCGACAUGUUCAGGCAUCGGUGUGAUCCAGGGGAGCUGCAGGUCUUGAAUUGGCUUCGCCACAUCCCAACAAACAAUAACGUAUUGUCGACGAUGCCGAGGAGGCGGACGAGGCUCAUGCUGGGCUGCGCCAUAUGUAUGCUCGCCGUUUGGGCCAGGGAGUGGCGGGUGGCCCCAACAUCGACAUGUCUCAUGGUUGUGUGUGGGUGCAGCUCCUGGUCCACUCACCCAUCCCUUUUUUCAAAUGAAUUUAAUGAAUGCGCGGUCGGUCAGCCUCAACGGGCAACCGACGAGUUUUGA
Prorocentrum cordatum is the source of this 327-nucleotide messenger RNA. The record is from the annotation of a GenBank genome assembly. NCBI's taxonomy places the organism in Eukaryota, Dinophyceae, Prorocentrales, Prorocentraceae.